AUGGCUACAGUGGCAGACGGCGCGCGCUCGGAGGCGUUGGAGACGCACUCAGACACACUCCCGCUCACGAGUGACCAGGUGGACAAGAUCAAAGCCCUCAUAUGCCUCAUGAAGGAGCGCUACGACCCACUGCCGCCGCAGCUGGAGACGUACCUACGGCUGAUACCGCACACCGCCGAUGCAGCUUCAGGGGAGGAAGACGGCGACGGCAAGGCUGGGUCGCGUCACCCCGAUCGCAACCCAAUGUGGUUCUACUGUAUCAGCUUUCUCAUGUCUCGGGAGUGGGAUGUGCAGAAGGCGUUUGCCAUGAUGCAGGAAGUCGUGACGUAUCGAGCGGCAAACCGCCUCGAUGAGCAGAGCCACCUCCCACCUGCCUUUUCGCUGCGCGGGUGGUCUACCGAAGACGUAUGCAGGGCGCUGGGGCAAAGUCCGCGUAAGACUGGUGAGCGCAUCGACCGCGUCUGCGCUGGGGUGGCGCAGGGGCUCACCUGUGGCAUCCACUACUGGGACAAGAAUGGUCGUCCAGUUUUUUAUACGACUAUUGGCAACUUUGAUGAGACUGAGCUCAUGCGACAGCUAAAACAGAUGUCGAGCGUUGGCAAGUCGCAUGUGGAUGUCAUGUGGGAAUACAUGGUGCACAUUCUCAGUGUGACCGAGUCUCUGGUGCUCUACCAGCUCAUCCAGCGCGAGGCGCAGCUGUCAGGGCAGCCACGGACGCCAAAGACCGCAGACGAAGCGGCCCCCGCGUGGGACUUGUCCGAGGGUACCGUGACGAUGGUAUACGACAUGAAGGGGCUUACGCUGAGGAUGCUGUGGAAGCCGGUUAUCGAUGUGUUUCGUGACAACUCCAAGAAGUUUUUCAAGUACUACCCCGACCGAAUUCACCGCAUUGUCUGCAUCAACUCGCCCACUCUCGUCCGCUACGCCUUUGUUCUUGUGCGUAGCGCCUUGCCGGUAACCUUCCAGAAGAAGAUCAGCUUCGUGGGCCCGCGCGACUCUCUCGCCACGCUGGAGACAAUGAUAGACCGAAGGUACAUUCCACACUUUCUCGGCGGCGACUGCCGCUGCAAGGCCCACAAUGGCGAGUGCCUGAGUGGGUACAACACGCGACACCCGCGACGGACGGGGAGAACCGAGAGGACGGGGAAGACGGACGCACAUACGGACGCCUCCGCUGAAGGCAACAAUGAGGCUCCCACGGAGUAUGUGACGCUGGCGGCGGGGCACGAAUGCACGCGUGUGUUUCCGAUGAAUGCGUCGGAAGUGGUCGUCUGGGAGUUCGCUGUGUCGGGUGGUGGUCACGACAUCAUCUUUACCACCUUCUUUGUGCCCCAGUCGGCGGCUUCAGGGAUGCGGUGGACCCAGGUCGAACUGGACAAGCUGACCUCAUACACGGUUACCACGGAGGCGCUGGCCACGGGGUCCGAUGCGUUUGCCGCGGCGGAGGACGGCGUAGUAGUGCUGAAGUGGCACAACAAACGGCACUGGUUUGCCUCAAGGCACCUUCAGUUCCGCGCCUACAAGGAGGAGACACCCACCACCCCUCACCAGCAAACGUGA
This is a messenger RNA of Leishmania mexicana MHOM/GT/2001/U1103, 1560 nucleotides long. RefSeq lists its product as hypothetical. The record is from RefSeq and is a predicted model, not a curated record. The coding region runs from base 1 to 1560 and encodes 519 amino acids. Lineage: Eukaryota; Euglenozoa; Kinetoplastea; Trypanosomatida; Trypanosomatidae. The transcript has a single exon.